CCUCUGGAAACUCACAACAGUCUGAGUCCGCAUUGCUCCCAUUGGCAUUGGCAUUAGGUAUCCUUCAUAAGGAGAAAGGAGUGGAAGUAGUGAUAAAACCCUCUCCUCUUCUCUUAAUUUUGCUGCAAAAGAGAGAAAAGGCAAUGGAACCCAAGGCAGUUGAAUGCUGAGGAAGAGAAGGAAGCAAAGCAGAAAGGAUAAACAGAGUCAUGCUGCGUUUUCCUGACCAUAUCCGCAAUAACCCACGCCUCCGUCUCCACAAACUCUCUUUGUUUUCCUGCAACAGUGCAGCUCUCAUGGCCUCCAAAACCUUCUCCUCUUCUUUCAGUCUGCUGCCUUUGACCCCUUCUCCUAAACGCUUAUCCACACCCUGCAAACGCUUAGUUCCUUAUCUUUCGUCAAAACCCGAUUCCAAAAACCACUCUUUGUCGCUUCGGACUAAUGGGUUUUCUUCCAUUCCUUCUGCCAAUGUCUCUGCUCCAGUUUAUUCUAAGGAGUUGGAAGACUGGCCCUUGAAUAUGCGUAGCUUGGAGAUUUUGAAGCAUAAAUUAAAGCAGCUCGGCAUCGAUAUUAGUGCAUGUGUUCCGGGGCGUGAAAACCGCUUACUUUGCCCCUCGUGCAAUGGUGGUGAAUCCGAGGAAAUUAGCUUAUCUCUUUUCAUCAACCAAGAUGGGAGUUCUGCUUCGUGGAUGUGUUUUCGAGCUAAAUGUGGGUGGAAAGGCAUCACAAAGGCCUUUGCAGACGGCAAGCCAUCUUAUGCAAAUUUAAGUCGAGUUAACAAAGUUAAGGUCAAAAGGGAAAUUACAGUGGAGAGUUUGCAAUUAGAACCACUCUGUAAUCAGCUCAUUGCUUAUUUCGCAGAGCGAAUGAUAUCUGCAGAAACACUAAAGAGAAAUGCUGUUAUGCAAAAAAAGAGUGGUGAAGAGAUUGCUAUUGCAUUUCCUUAUUGGCGUAAAGGAAGCCUUGUAAAUUGCAAGUAUCGGGACAUAGCCAAGAGGUUUUGGCAGGAAAAGGAUACUGAAAAGAUAUUUUAUGGGCUCGAUGAUAUAGAGGAUGCAAGCGAUAUCAUCAUUGUUGAAGGUGAAAUAGACAAGCUUGCAAUGGAGGAAGCUGGCUUCCGUAAUUGUGUCAGUGUCCCUGAUGGUGCUCCACCAUCAGUUUCCUCGAAGGAGGUUCCAGCAGAAGAGCAGGACACAAAGUAUCAAUAUCUGUGGAACUGCAAAGAGUACCUAAAGAAGGCAUCACGCAUUAUACUUGCCACUGAUGGGGAUCCGCCUGGUCAAGCCUUAGCUGAAGAGCUUGCACGUCGCCUUGGAAGAGAAAGAUGCUGGAGAGUUAAAUGGCCAAAGAAAAACGAGGUGGAUCAUUUUAAAGAUGCAAAUGAGGUGCUUAUGUAUUUGGGACCCAGUGUUCUAAAGGAUGUAAUUGAGAAUGCGGAAUUAUAUCCCAUACGUGGAUUGUUCAACUUUAGAGAUUUCUUUGAUGAAAUUGACAGAUAUUAUCAUCGGACUCUAGGAUAUGAAUUUGGUGUCUCAACUGGUUGGAGGGCACUGGACGGGCUAUAUAAUGUUGUGCCAGGAGAGCUGACCGUAGUAACUGGUGUUCCCAACUCUGGAAAGAGUGAAUGGAUUGAUGCUCUCUUAUGUAAUCUUAAUGAAAGUGUUGGUUGGAAAUUCGCUCUUUGCUCCAUGGAGAACAAGGUUCGGGAUCAUGCAAGGAAACUUUUAGAGAAAUACAUAAGGAAACCGUUCUUUGACUCAAGCUACGGAAGCUCUGUUGAAAGAAUGAGUGUAGAGGAAUUAGAGAAAGGGAAGAAAUGGUUGAGUGACACAUUUUAUCUCGUAAGGUGUGAGAAUGAUUCUCUUCCAAGUAUAAAGUGGGUUCUUGAUCUUGCAAAGGCAGCGGUACUCAGGCAUGGGGUACGGGGACUUUUAAUUGAUCCUUACAAUGAACUUGAUCAUCAGCGCCCAGUUAGUCAGACUGAAACAGAGUAUGUCAGCCAGAUGCUUACAAAGAUCAAACGAUUUGCUCAGCAUCACUCUUGUCAUGUCUGGUUUGUUGCACAUCCAAGACAGUUGCACCAUUGGAUUGGGGCUCCUCCGAAUCUCUAUGACAUCAGUGGAAGUGCACACUUUAUAAACAAAUGUGACAAUGGGAUUGUUAUUCAUCGGAAUCGGGAUCCUGAGGCUGGGCCUGUUGAUCAAGUACAAGUUUGUGUACGGAAAGUACGAAACAAGGUUGUAGGAACUAUAGGUGAUGCAUUCUUGUCUUAUGAUAGGGUGACUGGCGUAUAUACGGACAUUGAUGAACCACAAAAGAAGCAAUAGGUCAUCAUGCUCAUGUAAGUGCGGGCUAAAAUUUUGUAUAGUGUGGAUUAUGAUGACCUAGGGGCAUCAGGAGUCUUAUUUCUUAAUGAGGUUGGUCCAUUGGAAAUGUUGCUGUGGGUUGUGACCACAGAGCUGAGACUUAUGAUGUUGCAACGGUGCUAAACAGCAAUCAAGCAUACAAGAGUUCACUCGGUCAUAAUAGUUGAGAUCCGUGUUGAAUUUUUGUACCAUUUUAGAAAUUUCUCUUGCUGAUCUAUUUGCUGUAAACAUAUCUUUGUAACAUCAGAUUAUUUUGUAGCCUCCUCUGUUUCUUCUAUUUGAAAUGCACCUUAGUUUAUAGCAGAGGUCAAGCAGCAGCAUGGGAUGAGAUGAUCCCUUAUGUUUGUUCUCUUCGUCCCAAGCAUCUGGCUGUGUCCACCAGUUGCAUUUGUUUGCCCAGUAAAUGUUUGAUACAUCACACUGUUUUAGAGAAGAUUCUGUUAUGGCAGUUUUAUUAAAUCAGAAUUCAAUUCA
Theobroma cacao (cacao) is the source of this 2840-nucleotide messenger RNA. RefSeq names its product toprim domain-containing protein. Gene Ontology annotation, biological process: DNA replication. Gene Ontology annotation, molecular function: ATP binding; single-stranded DNA binding; 5'-3' DNA helicase activity. The record is from RefSeq and is a predicted model, not a curated record. Lineage: Eukaryota; Viridiplantae; Streptophyta; Magnoliopsida; Malvales; Malvaceae.